Molecule: messenger RNA, 1782 nt
Organism: Cololabis saira (Pacific saury)
Lineage: Eukaryota; Metazoa; Chordata; Actinopteri; Beloniformes; Belonidae
Gene: fxyd6
Product: FXYD domain containing ion transport regulator 6
Exons: 8
Coding region: 205-507 (100 amino acids)
Biological process (GO): regulation of sodium ion transmembrane transporter activity
Cellular component (GO): membrane
Molecular function (GO): sodium channel regulator activity
Source: RefSeq, a predicted model, not a curated record
CUCACUGAAUAGCAGUCACUCCUGAUGCCACAGUGUUGUCACAUCUGCAAGAGAAUCAGGAUAUAUGACUUGUGUGCAGACACUGACAGAUGAGAAUUCCCACAACAAAACCUUUGUGAGACAAGCUGAUUGUUUUCGUUCUUUCUUUCUAUUGUGGGUGGAUAGUUUGUUAGUCCAAGGUCCCCUGGAGAAACAACAGUAACCAUGGAAACUACUUUGCUCUUCCUCUCGUCACUCCUGGUAUGUGUGGCUGCUGAGACAGACCCGAGCGCAAAGGAUGGUGAAGCAAUAGUUGAAAACCCUUUUAAGUAUGACUAUGAGACUUUGAGAAUUGGGGGAUUAGUACUCGCUGUGGUUCUGUUCACUCUGGGCAUCCUUCUUAUUCUCAGUCGGCGAUGCCGCUGCAGUAUCAGUCAGAAGCCCAGGGCCCCCAGAGAUGAGGAGGCACAAGAGGAGAACCUGGUCGUAUCCAAGGCAGCUGCCAAAGAGACUCCAGCAGACAACUGAGGCUUCACCACAGCGAUGUGACCACUUUCUGAAAUGAUGGUCAUUUCUAUUUCGUAGUUAGUCACAAGAACAACGGCAGAAUUGAAGAAUGUUUUAACUGGUUAUUUGCUGGGGUAAGAGGGGAAGUGCACAUUUAAACAUGUAUCAUGUACAUAGAUCUUGUGGCGGUCGUUCUUCGUUGUGACUGAGCCCACCCCUCAAUGCUCUUGUCCAUUCCUGUGCCUUUCUGUGAUAGUCUGUCAAUCCAGUUUGUUGUCUUAGCCAGUAGCAAUCCUCACACAAGAUCGUCGUUAAAAUCUUAGAAACCUUUUUGAUAUUGUACUGUCUGUUGUUCUUUAUGUAAUUCUGUCAAACUUUAGUUUAUGGGAUUUGUGGAUUUGUUGCUAAGUUUUGUCUGUUGUCCUGGAUAAUGUUUCUCACAUUUGGAUUAUAACAUACAGUAUAUGUAUAUAUACAGUAUAGCAAUCAAAAUUGUGUUAGUUUACUUAUGAAAUAUGUAAUUAAAUAGUUUUUAUUGAUGUUUCCGUUUGAAUGGUUGGGUGUGUCUGUGUGCACAUAUGGAUGUUAUAUAUGUGCAUGAGUAUCUUGUGUAUGUAUGAAUGUGUCCAUCACAAGUGCAUGUGUAUCUCUACAUGUAGAUGUGAUGAGCCUUAUAUGAGACAAUCUCGUCCGUCACAGCUCUCAGAGUGAGCAUGUGAGUGAUUUGCAGGUAUCUGCACAGGCUUCUCCUGCACACGGUCUCACCAUCUGAAGUGGCGAGCACUCCUACGUCAGCUGUCUCACUGCCUUCUUGUCCACAUAUCUAAUCCACUGCUGUGUCACUGGCUCCGUCAGGAUUAACUAGUCUCCGGCAGGCUGUGAUUAGCUUCCCCACUUAAACUCACUGGUGCCACAAUUAAACCAGGGUGUCCUUAGAAAAAAAAAAAAAAAAAAAAAAAAAAACUUUAUUGCUUAAUUGUUACGCAUCUGAUUUAUCUUAUGUUGUUGUGUUUUGGAUUACUAUAGAUGUACUGAAAAAAGAGCAAAGUGAAAAGUUUAGACUCCUUUUCUAGACUAUAUUAUUAGAUGCCUAAUGUAAGUUAAAUUAUAGAGUGAGAACAGAUGAAUGUUUUUUGUUGUGAAGUUGCAUUUCAGGUUAAGCUUUCACCAGACUCAGGCCUGAGUCUCCCUGUCCCAGAAAUGACUGCUGUAAGUAAAUGCUGUAGUCAUUUUACGCAUUGGGCCUUGUUGUGUAGCAAUCUGUUGUGCUUUUGGCAUUAACAAAUACAAAAUAAA